Messenger RNA from Emericellopsis cladophorae, 1269 nucleotides. Its product is annotated as farnesyltransferase geranylgeranyltransferase type-1 subunit alpha. Lineage: Eukaryota; Fungi; Ascomycota; Sordariomycetes; Hypocreales; Bionectriaceae. Gene Ontology annotation, molecular function: CAAX-protein geranylgeranyltransferase activity. Gene Ontology annotation, cellular component: CAAX-protein geranylgeranyltransferase complex. The transcript has 3 exons. The coding region runs from base 1 to 1269 and encodes 422 amino acids. Gene Ontology annotation, biological process: protein geranylgeranylation. The record is from RefSeq and is a predicted model, not a curated record.
AUGACCCAAUCUGAGCCCGCUUUCGAGAAGGACCGCCAUAUCAAAUACUGGAAGCGGUGCCAUGACACAUACCUCCCGUCGCCGUACACGGCAUCGGACUCGACUCGGUUGAUGUGGGCGUGCUUCACGUACUCAGCUCUGGACAUACUAUAUGUGCCGUUGGACCCCGAGGACGCAGCCAUUGUGCGCACUUGGGUUCUGAACUUGCAACAUCCUCAAGGUGGAUUUUGCGGCAGCCCAGCUCAUGGACACAAGGGCCAGACGGCAGAUCAAGGCCAUGCGAACUUGGCGGCAACCUUUUUCGCCCUGGUGCUGCUUGCUGUAGUGGCAGAGCAUGGCGAGGCUGGCGCGGACGCAUAUGCUGGGGUCAAUCGGCAACAGACACUCAGUUGGCUUCGACAAUUGCAGCGGGACGACGGCAGCUUUGGGCAGAACAUGUGGGACGGUCAACCCGUCGGCGGCAGAGACACUCGACACAGCUACUUGGCGAGCUCGGUUAGGUGGAUGCUCCGCGGAGACCCCGGGAAGGGCAGCACGGCGGAGGAAGAAGAUAUCGACGUGGAAGCGAUGAUUAAGCACAUUCGCCGCGGGCAAACAUACGACGGGGGGCUAGCCGAAGCUUCAUCACACGAGUCUCAUGCUGGCUACGCAUACUGCUCUGUCGCCGCGCUAUCGCUCUUAGAUAGGCCACUGCGAUCCUCGGAUGGCACGUCACAUGAAGCUGUGCUUCGAGGCACAAGCAAUCGGGACCAUCUGCUGAAGUUCUUGGCGGAUCGCCAAUUUGUCUACCUGGCCCAAGAUGAAGAAGAAGAGGGCGUUUCGCACGAUGCGGCAGAGGAGAACUUCAUCAUGGCACAGUUGAAUUCUCUCAACAUUGAUGACAGCUGCGAAUAUGGUGGCUUCAACGGCCGUUGCAACAAAAAGGCCGACACGUGCUAUUGCUGGUGGGCCAUGGGUACACUGCGCAUGCUCGAUUCAGGGUUCGAUAUCAGUGCAAGCCCGGCGCGCCGUUACUUAUUGGAGAUCACACAACACCGGAUCGGCGGAUUUUCCAAGGUGGCAGGAGCACCUCCUGACUUGUAUCACGCGUACCUCGGCCUUGCGGGACUAGCGUUGUUGGGCGAAAGUGGUAUCAAGGAAUUCGACGUCGGCUUGUGUUGCAGCACCGAAACGACUGCCAAGAUUGAGCGCGCGAGGGCUGGACUGAUACAGAGGGCAGAGCAAGAUGCCGAGUCUGAGCAGGAGGACAGAUUCUGGGAGCAAGUAUGA